CAGCCCUCGCGGCCCCGGCCGGCGCCUGGGCGCAGAGCCAAGGGGGCGCCGGGCUGCGGGAGCCGCAACAGGAGCCCGGCGGGACUUGGGUAAAGACACGUGCGAAGGGAUCGGCUGCUGUGGCAAGAAUUCAAUCUGUCGCCCCUCCCCUUCCCCCCGACGGUGGCUUCCCUGACUCCAGUGUGUCUUUUCCGUGCACCGGUCAAUACCAGCAGGAAGGAAUGAAUGAAGAAACCUGUGGCUGGUCACGCGUUGAUCUGCAUCAGUCUUAAAGGGAGGAGAAAUGCAGGAAGUUCUGGGGGAAGACACUUUCCAAAGAAGGCAUUUGUAGCUGCCUAUUUCUCAAGGUUGCUGCAUUCUGUUGUGUAAAGGGAUUGAAAGGAACAUGCUGCUACACAAGCACUCUGCUGCUGAGACACAUAGCCAGGCUAGGCUAGAUGUGGAUUUCCAGUUUCCACCUGGGCUUGCGCGCCCACUGAUUCAUGAAAUGGGACUGUGAAAACGGACACUACCGAGGGCUUCUGCUCAGCCUUCACUCUGUAGAUGAUGGGUGACAACAGACCCUUGGAGGACCUCAGGCCCAUGGAAUUUCUCAACGUUCACCUGGAAGACAACCUACAGCCCUGCCCAGGGACACGUCCAAAUGAAAUACGUGACCAUCCAGGCCCUUCUGAGCCUUGCCAGGAACACACCUGGCCCUUUGACCCCCCGGAAUCCAGCAGGACUGAUGCUCAUCAUGGUAGCUCUGGUGUGGAGACCGCUCGCCUGGGAAGCUGCUCUUUCGAGGGGGAGACCAGGCAGACUCCAGCAUCGCUGUGCUCGGUGGGGGACAACUGCCCUUUGGGGAGUCCACAGCAGCAGAACCCGAGCUCAUCCACACAGGUGGUGUUCUGGGCUGGCAUCCUGCAGGCCCAGAUGUGCGUCCUGGACCUGGAGGAGGAGCUGGAGAAAACCGAGGGACUCAAGGCAGAACUGAGGUGCUGCAUCCCCCCACCCACCAAGGAUUUCCUUAGUGACGUGGGCCUGAGCCCCAGCCUGCCCAAGGAGGAGGAUGAGGACCCUGGAGAUGACAGCAGUGAGCCUGAGGAGGAAAAACAGGCCUGGCCGAGGGAGCAGAUGUCAGGCUCCUCCCCCGAGUGGGGUGCUGAGGAGGACAGCAUCUUCUUUGACAAUCCCCUCUUCCUGGAGAGCCCUGACUCAGACACCAGUACUGAAGGAGAAUGCUUUUCCUGGGGGUGCCCAGAUUCCCACCCAGAUAUGAAGCCUCAUAGCCCUCAAGCCCUGCAUUCUUCACUCCAAGAAGGCACAGGGCUCUCAGGAAGUGAGCUGGACUUGGGGAGCCACACUGCUGAUCAUAGGGAGUGUGUCACCCCUCCAUUCUCUGUGCCUUCCUAUAAGCUGCACCCCUGCUUGGCCUUAAGGUCCACUGAAGGGGCUCCUACAGUACCGCCUGAUCAGGAGGGUGAGACUUCUUCGGAAGAUGAUUGUAGCCCAGGCUCACCUAAGACGACCUCUGUGGAUCAUGACUUGACCCAGGAAUCAGAUAACUUUGGAUUGGACCUUAGUCCUGCCACCCUACAUCCUGUGCGGCCUUGGACACCCCAGAGCCUCUCGGACCUGGCUCCACCCAUACUUGAGGACCAUUCCAGGCCCCAGGAGCCUCUUAUCUCCCAGAAUGGAGGUGAGAAGGAUGCUGGCUGCUUCCAGGAGCCCAUGCUCUGCACCUUGGCCCCCUGGGGGAGCCAAGCCUCUUCAUUAGAGCCCAGCGGACCCAGCCCAGUGGCUUCCCAGGAGGGCAGUCCACAAAUCGAGCUCCACAGCCCCAAGUGGCCACAAGAUGCCUCAUUCCCUUUGCUCCUGGAGAAGGAUGAAUCGGACUUAAGCUCCCUGAAGAUAGAGGAGACAGAGGAAGCCCCAAACCUGAGGCAGGAGGCAGAAUGUGAAGAUGAUACAGCCAGGACUGAGGAAGCGUCAGCCGCCAGAUACCAUGGUCGCUUGACUUCUGCCGAAGGGCUUCCUAGGAGCCCCAUUGCCCAAGCUCAAUUUCCAGAGGAAGGCUGGAGGCCAUCGUCUAGAGACAAGUUGGCUAAUAACAACAGAAGUGACAAGGGGGCCUGGGACCUAGCCUUGCGUCUCUAUCACCUGGAUGGUUUCCGGAAGUCUGAGGUGGCCUCCCACCUACGCAAGAACAAUGACUUCAGCAGGGCUGUGGCUGAGGCAUACUUGUCCUUCUUCCAGUUCGAAGGCCAGAGCCUGGACCGAGCCCUGCGGGGGUUUCUCCAGGCCCUGGUGCUCAGUGGAGAGACUCAGGAACGGGAACGAAUUCUCUACCAGUUUUCCAAACGCUUCCAUUACUGCAAUCCUGGGGCCUUCCCCUCAGUAGAUUCUAUACACACCUUGACCUGCGCCAUCAUGCUUCUUAACACAGACCUACAUGGACAGAACAUUGGAAAGAGCAUGAGCUGCCAGGAAUUCAUCACCAACCUUCAUGGGCUGCAGGAUGGCAGGAACUUCCCCAAGGAGCUGCUGAAGGCCCUCUACUGGUCCAUCCGAAGUGAGAAGCUCGAGUGGGCUGUAGAUGAAGAGGAUGCAGCCAGUCCUGAGAAGGACCAGCCCUCUCCUUCAGCUGGCAAGAUAAGCAGCCCCUUCCUCCAGAUGGCUCAGGACCCCACAGUGCCCACCUAUAAGCAGGGCAUCCUGGCUCGGAAGAUGCAUCACGAUGCAGACGGCAAGAAGACGCCAUGGGGCAAGCGAGGCUGGAAGAUGUUUCACACCUUACUGAAAGGGAUGGUUCUCUACUUUCUGAAGGGAGAGGGCCCCUGGCUGGAUGGGCAGAGUUUGGUGGGACAUCUGGUGGAUGAGCCCGUAGGAGUGCACCACUCGCUAGCCAGCCCAGCCUCCCACUACACCAAGAAGCCACAUGUCUUCCAGCUUCGGACUGCAGAUUGGCGCCUCUACCUCUUCCAGGCACCCACUGCCAAGGAAAUGGCUUCCUGGAUUGCACGCAUCAACCUGGCAGCCGCCACACACUCAGCACCCCCCUUUCCAGCCGCAGUGGGCUCCCAGCGAAGAUUCGUGAGGCCCAUCCUGCCCAUGAACCCGGCCCAGAGCUCCCUGGAGGAGCAGCAUCGAUCCCACGAGAACUGCCUAGAUGCUGCAUCCGAUGACCUGUUGGAUUUGCAGAGAAACCUGCCUGAAAGACGGGGCCGCAGCCGCGAGCUGGAGGAAUACCGCUUGCGGAAGGAGUUUCUGGAGCACGAGAAAACUCGGUACGAGACAUACGUGCAGCUGCUGGUGUCCCGCCUACGCUCUCCUCUGGGGGACCUGGCCCUGUGGGAAGACCAGCUUGGGAGGGAAGCCGAAGGCACUCCAGAGCCGAAGCCCAGCCUGAAGAAGUCCCACUCAAGCCCAUCCCUGCACCAGGAUGAAGCCCCCACCACAGCCAAGGUGAAACGCAACAUCUCUGAGCGCAGAACCUACCGGAAGAUCAUCCCCAAGAGAAACCGAAAUCAGCUGUGAAGCCAUCGCGGCCUCACAGACACUGACCCCUCCCUGCUCUUGGGUAGAUCUGAGAUGAAACCGUACAUUUCCAGGACCGUGGUGAGGGACGAGGCAUCGUCCCUUCUGAGACGAAGGAUGGGGCUCAUUUCCCCGCAUCCUCCAUUCUCUGGCUCUCUAGAACUUUCUCAAUCCUGCCGUACUUGCUCACCGUCCACAAUGGCAGCUCCUCUGUCACCCUAUCCCUGACCGUUCUUGGUUCCACUUGCAGAAUUUGUCCCGUAUAGGCUCCAUCCCCUAAAACAGAGCAGUUUCAUUUCCCGGGCACAUGUGAGCCUGGUUUCCAGGAGAUAGCUUGAGGCGGUCUAGCCAGGACAGCCACAUCACUGGGAACAGUUUUGUUUUUUGGAAUAAGGUGACCUAGCAGGGGAGGGUCCCAGGAGAAUAGGGUGGGGCAUCUUGGGAAUUCCUAGCCAGCAUCUUGUGACCUAAGAAGCAGCGAUAUCCCAGCACUGCCCACUAGAGGGCAGCCUUCGAGUAGAGGCCAUGGCAGGUUAAAGGCUCAGGGUGCCUGUGGGGCUUCGAGCUUCGAGCAUCUAACAUGGCACGGGCCCGCUUUAUCCUCCAAUCAGCUAUUGCCUCCAGGGCAGAUGUGAAGGCUGCAUGCCCAAUUGUGAAUCAGCAGAGCAGAGCUUGUGGUCUGUACCAGGCCACUCAGUAGGAGCAAGGGUGGAGGCCUCUAGAGCUCUGUGGAGAACUCUCGGAACAAGGAGUCUGUUUCCUGAGUGCAGUGAGGGUGACUCUUCAAGUGUAGACCACUGUGGAGGGUGAGGGGCUGGGGGGUGGUGACAGUCCCCCCUUGGGAGUCUGCCUGGUGGUAGAGGUGGAGAUUGGAGACCUGGGUUCUCAGCCUUCCACAGCCCCACCCCACCCUCGAUGCCCCUCAAGGCUGCAUUCCCGAGGCUGCCAGGACCUCUUUCUCAUUCCCAGGGCAGCUCCCAGGAAUUUGCUGCCUUGCCUUGGGAAAUCCCCUUGUACUUGGUUUUGGCUCCUUCCCAGGUGUGCCUGUUCUCCAUAGGAGGUUCUGGAGACUCGGGACACAGGGCCAUGCCUGUGGGGGAGGAGACUGGGCUCAGGGAGCCGCCACCAUUGUCUCUGUUUGACCAUGCGUGCAAAGAGGUUUCUGGCCAACGGGGGCCUCUGCUGCCCACCCUCCGACCGACACGUCGCCUCUCCUGCCUUCCUGCUGGGCCACACAUCCUCCCUUCCCAUAAUGCUUGUAAUAACUCUAAGGGCUUGGAGCUCCACAAAGUGGAGCUGGUCCUUAGGGCCAUGGCAGGGGAGUCUCUGGCCCAUGCACCCAAUGGGUGUGCAAUAAAUAGAGCCUACCAAAGGA
Messenger RNA from Mesocricetus auratus (golden hamster), 4894 nucleotides. It is a transcript of the gene Psd4, whose product is annotated as pleckstrin and Sec7 domain containing 4. Gene Ontology annotation, cellular component: ruffle membrane. Bases 544 to 3519 code for a protein of 991 amino acids. The transcript is spliced from 20 exons. Lineage: Eukaryota; Metazoa; Chordata; Mammalia; Rodentia; Cricetidae. Gene Ontology annotation, molecular function: guanyl-nucleotide exchange factor activity; protein binding; phospholipid binding. Gene Ontology annotation, biological process: regulation of ARF protein signal transduction. The record is from RefSeq and is a predicted model, not a curated record.